AUGGAGGAUCAGAAUAAAAGGGCUGAAGCUUGGACCCAUGAAGAAACGGUCCUUUUAAUUGAACUUUGGGGAGAUGAAAGAGUCCAAAAUGAAUUAGAAAACACACCAAGACGUAAUCUGGAAGUUUUCCGGAGAAUUUGCACGGAUAUGAAGGAUAGCAUUUUAGACUUUAGUCGAUCACCACAAGACUACACAGAACUUGAAGACGAAGAUGACAGUCACACGAGUGACGUGUCCAGGCAACCGGAGAGUCAACUCCCUGGACCACCAAGACCUGAAACUCCAGCACCCUCUAGACCAGGGUCUUCUGGAAUGCAAGCAAGCAGAGGAACAAGAAUGAAAACAACAAAACGAAAAAAACAAGAUCCAGCUGAAAUAAUGCAGCAAUUUUUGGAAAUAGAGAAAACAUCAGAAAAACAGUUUUGGGAGUUUGAAGAAAAACGCCUGAAAUUAGACACAGAGCAGGAAGAAAAAAGAAGAAGGGAAGAGGCAGACAGAGAGGAUAGACAAAGGAAUGCUGACCGACAAUUCAUGGCAAACCUUAUGCAAAUGCAGAUGAAUUUAAUGAGAAUGCAACAAGCUCCGCCUCUGGCUAAUAACUUAAGCCACCAUUAUCAACCACACUACACUGAAAAGGAACAAGCUCCAUCACCGCCUAUAAACUUGAGUCAUCAGUAUCAACCGCACUACACUGAAAAGGAACAAGUUCCACCGCCGACUAUUAAUUUGAGUCAUCAGUAUCAACCGCACUACACUGAAAAGGAACAAGCUCCUCCACCACCUCCACAAAUUAAUGCCAUUCCUUUGAAUCAACAGCAUUACACUGAAAUGCAGCCAAUGCAAGCAUCAAACAUGGGCAAUUAUCAGACAUCUGAUGUUUUAAAGAAUGUGAGAAAUCAAAUGGAAUUCUGAUGUUCAUAGGAAGGCAAUUAUCUAACUCGUUUAAAAAGAAAAG
Messenger RNA from Mytilus trossulus (common blue mussel), 955 nucleotides. RefSeq names its product radixin-like. Lineage: Eukaryota; Metazoa; Mollusca; Bivalvia; Mytilida; Mytilidae. Bases 1 to 912 code for a protein of 303 amino acids. The transcript has 3 exons. The record is from RefSeq and is a predicted model, not a curated record.